Delphinapterus leucas (beluga whale) is the source of this 4394-nucleotide messenger RNA. NCBI's taxonomy places the organism in Eukaryota, Metazoa, Chordata, Mammalia, Artiodactyla, Monodontidae. The record is from RefSeq and is a predicted model, not a curated record.
CCGAAGAUGCCGCGCGCGCCCAGGUGCCGGGCGGUGCGCGCCCUGCUGCGGGACCGCUACCGGCAGGUUCUGCCGCUGGCCACCUUCGUGCGGCGCCUGGGGCCCGAAGACCGGCGGCUCGUGCGGCGCGGGGACCCGGUGGCCUUCCGCGCGCUCGUGGCCCAGUGCCUCGUGUGCGUGCCCUGGGAUGCGCAGCCGCCCCCUGCCGCCCCGUCCUUCCGCCAGGUGUCCUGCCUGAAGGAGCUGGUGGCCAGGGUCGUGCAGAGGCUCUGUGAGCGCGGCGCGAGGAACGUGCUGGCCUUCGGCUUCGCGCUGCUGGACGGGGCCCGCGGCGGGCCGCCCGUGGCCUUCACGACCAGCGUGCGCAGCUACCUGCCCAACACGGUGACGGACACGCUGCGCGGCAGCGGCGCGUGGGGGCUGCUGCUGCGCCGCGUGGGCGAUGACGUGCUCACCCACCUGCUGGCGCGCUGCGCACUCUACCUGCUGGUGCCCCCCAGCUGCGCCUACCAGGUGUGCGGGCCGCCGCUCUAUGACCUCUGCACCGCCGCCGCGGCGCGGCCCACGCGACGCGCGGGCGGAACCCGGACUGGCCUCGGACUCACGCGCCAGGCCGGGAAUGGCGGCGACGGGGAGGCGGGGGGACCCCGGGAGCUGCCGGCCAAGGGCGUGAGGCGGCGUCGGGGCGGCGCGGGGGGCCGUCCGCCUCCAGCCAAGAAGCCCAGGCAUGGCCUGGAGCCCGAGCGUGGUACCGAAGGGCAGGCGCCCGGGGCCCACCUGGGCAGGGCGCCUGGGCGGAGCGACAGCGACCCCCGCGUGAUGACACCUACCAGAGCCGCCACGGAAACCAAGUCUCAGGAGGGCAACGUGCCCAGGACCCGUCGCCCCUUCCCGCUGGUGGGCGGCGAGGGGGGUGUUCGCUCCCCAUCCUGGCGGCCGUCACAUCCCCAGGGCGAGCCCGGUCCCCGAGCGUGGGCUGAGACCAAGCAGUUCCUCUACUGCUCGGGCAGCAAAGAACGGCUGCGCCGCUCCUUCCUGCUCUGCUCCCUGCCUCCCAGCCUGGCGGGGGCCCAGAGACUCGUGGAGACCAUCUUUCUGGGCUCUAAGCCCCGGCCACCAGGGGUUCCGCGCAGGAUGCGCCGCCUGCCCGCGCGCUACUGGCGGAUGAGGCCCCUGUUUCGGGAGCUGCUUGAGAACCACGUGCGGUGCCCCUACGGCGCACUUCUCAGGGCGCACUGCCCACUGCCGGCCUCCACCACGCCGGCAGGGUCAGGCGAUCAGGAGAGCCCUGGAGUGGGCGCCCGCUCCGGGGAGAGGCCGGCCGCUACCCCCGAGGGGGACGCGGGCUCGCGCCGCCUGGUCCAGCUGCUGCGUCAGCACAGCAGCCCCUGGCAGGUGUACGGCCUCCUGCGGGCCUGUCUUCGCCGGCUGGUGCCCGCAGGCCUCUGGGGCUCCCGGCACAACGAGCGCCGCUUCUUGAGGAAUGUGAAGAAGCUCCUCUCUCUGGGGAAGCACGGCAAGCUCUCACCGCAGGAGCUGACCUGGAAGAUGAAGGUGCAGGACUGCGCCUGGCUGCGCGGGAGCCCAGGGGCUCGCUGCGUUCCGGCCGCCGAGCACCGUCUGCGCGAGGCCGUCCUGGCCAGGUUCCUGUGCUGGCUGAUGGGUGCGUACGUGGUCGAGGUGCUCAGGGCGUUCUUCUAUGUCACGGAGACUACGUUCCAGAAGAACCGGCUCUUCUUCUUCCGGAAGCGCGUCUGGAGCCAGCUGCAGAGCGUCGGCAUCAGACAACACUUAGAGCGCGUGCAGCUCCGCGAGCUCUCCGAGGCAGAUGUCAGGCGACUCCAGGAGGACAGGCCGGCUCUGCCGACGUCCAAGCUCCGCUUCGUCCCCAAGCCCAGCGGGCUGCGGCCCAUCGUGAACAUGGGCGACGUCGUGGGAGCCGGGAAGUCGCACAGAGACAGGAAGGUCCAGCAUCUUACCUCCCAGGUCAAGACCCUGUUCGCUGUGCUAAACUACGAGCGGCUGAGGCGCCCCGGUCUUCUGGGGGCCUCCGUGCUGGGCAUGGACGACAUUUACAGGGCCUGGCAGGCCUUCGUGCUGCCCCUGCGGGCGCGGGGCCCGGUGGCCCCGCUCUACUUCGUCAAGGUGGACGUGGCGGGGGCGUACGACGCGCUCCCCCAGGACAGGCUGGCGGAGGUGAUAGCCAACGUGAUCCGGCCCCAUGAGAACUCGUACUGCGUGCGCCAGUAUGCCGUGGUCCAGAGGACUGCCCGCGGACACGUGCGGAAGUCCUUCAAGAGACACGUGUCCACCUUCACGGACCUCCAGCCUUACAUGAGACAGUUCGUGGAGCGCCUGCAGGCAGCGGGCUCACUGAGGGACGCCGUGGUCAUCGAGCAGAGCUGCUCCCUGAACGAGGCCGGCGGCAGCCUCUUCAAGCUCUUCCUACGCCUGGUCCACAACCACGUGGUCAGGAUCGGUGGCAGGUCCUACGUCCAGUGUCAGGGGGUCCCCCAGGGCUCCAUUCUGUCCACCCUGCUCUGCAGCUUCUGCUACGGAGACAUGGAGAACGAGCUCUUCCCCGGAAUCCAGCGGGAUGGGUAUGGAACCCUCUGUGUUGGCGGGUGUUGCCUUGCUUGGGGCCUGUUUGUAUUUUUGUUCCUGGAUGUAGACCGGGCCUCACCCUUUCUUCUCAUAACGGUGCACAGGAGGUGGUCAGCAGGCCUCAAGCGGGGAGUAAACGUGGCCUUCUGUGUGGCCGGGGCUUCGGACCAGCGCCAAGCUCGUGUGCUUCCGGCCCAAUUGCAGGGCCCCUGCUCGGCAUCCACAGCUGGAGCCGAAUCCCACAGAAACCAGAGUCUUUGGGUUCUCCUGCGCUUCGUGGACGACUUCCUGCUGGUCACCCCUCACCUGCCACGAGCCAAAGCCUUCCUCAGGACCCUGGUCCACGGCGUGCCCGAGUAUGGCUGCCUGGCGAACCUGCAGAAGACGGUGGUGAACUUCCCCGUGGAGGACAGUGGCCUGGGCGGCGCGGCCCCCCUGCAGCUGCCGGCGCACUGCCUGUUCCCCUGGUGCGGCUUGCUGCUGGACACCCGCACCCUGGAGGUGCGCUGUGACCACUCCAGUUACGCCGGGACCUCGAUCAGAGCGAGUCUCACCUUCAAGCAGGGCUUCAAGCCUGGGAGGAACAUGCGUCGCAAACUCCUGGCGGUCCUGCGGCUGAAGUGCCAUGGGCUCUUCCUGGACCUGCAGGUGAACAGUCUUGAGACAGUUUUCACAAAUGUUUACAAGAUAUUCCUGCUGCAGGCCUACAGGUUCCACGCGUGUGUGCUGCAGCUCCCGUUUAAUCAGCCAGUCGGGAGGAACCCCUCGUUUUUCCUCCGGGUCAUCUCUGACACCUCGUCCCGCUGCCACGCCCUCCUGAGAGCCAGGAACGCAGGGAUGUCACUGGGGGCCAAGGGCGCCUCCGGCCCGUUUCCUUCCGAGGCCGCGCAGUGGCUCUGCCUGCACGCCUUUCUGCUCAAGCUAGCUCGUCACCGCGUCACCUACAGCUGUCUUCUGGGGGCGCUGCGGACAGCCAGAGCCCGACUGUGCCGGCGGCUCCCGAGGGCCACUCUGGCCGCCCUGGAGGCAGCAGCCGACCCGGCCCUGACCGCAGACUUUAAGACCAUCUUGGACUGACGGCAGCCCUGCUCACAGACUGGGCUGGGCUGGGCUCCGGAGCCCAGUGGGAGGGGGCAGCCCCCAAGUCCUCAGGGAAGCAGGACCCGCGCACCGUGGCCUUCCCGUGACGGGGUCUGUUCUCCAGCUGCUGACCACCGGGAAGCGGCAGGUGGGAGAGCCGGGCAUCGGGCGUCAGGCAUCUGGACGGGUCUGGGGGGCCCUUUGUCACCCCCUUCCCCUCGCUGCAGGGGCUGCCCCGGUCUGGAGCGAUGGCAUAUGUGUCCCCGAGGGCACGGGGCGGCACAUGGGACUGAGUGGUGGGCGUGGGCUCCUUCCUGCUGACCUGUGCAGUCAGUGCCCAGCCCAGCCGUUCACACCCACCUCGGGAGCAGUGCCUGCCCCGGGUGCCUCUGCCGGCUGCAUCCGUGGUUCACGCCCCAUGGCGCUUUCCCCAGAAGCGAAGGGCCCAGUCAGCUGUUUGAGGCCCGGUUCCACCCGGCCCUGCCCCUGCUUCCGACCCCGCCUGUCCUUAAGCUCUGCACCCGCCCGCACCCCCAUCUCUGGGCCCUCCCCGCUGGUGCCCUCUCAGCACAUGGCCCAGGUCGUCCUGAUUGCACUCCUGCACCACCUCCUGCCCCCCCGCCCUGUCGCCCCAGUGAAAGGAGCCUUUGCUGAUUGGUUUCACAGCUUACAACCGUUCUCUGAGUUUGUAUUAAAACGCGUACUAGUGA